AUGAAGUCCAAACCUAUCAUAUUCUAUGACCUUGCUGGAAGAGUAAACAAGUGUUACUCAAACAACACUUGGAAAAUACGUUUGGUGCUUAAUUAUAAAGCUGUCCCCUAUGAGGUUGUGCACACUGAAUAUCCUGACAUCAAAGAUCUUCUUGUGUCCAAAGGCGUGAAACCUAAUGUUAUCGAUGAAUAUACAUGGUUUCCAUUUACUCUUCCGGCAGUGACACUUCCUGAUGGAUCGACUGUUCAAAACUCACGCGCUAUUGUGGACGAGCUCGAACGGCUAUUUCCAUCACCUUCUAUGCGGCUUGACAAUGGCUACACGGAGCGCGCUAUACGCCUUGCCCACGACCUAAUGAUGGGGCUUGGGGCGGAUAAUUGCUACAGGCUAUACAGCCGAACCUAUAAUCCGCGUACAACUACGCAUUUUAAUAAUGUAUAUGCGCCCUUUUUUAAAGUUUCGUCGCUAUCCGAGCUCGCCGAUAGUCCCUUGGUUUGGGAUGGUGCGUGGGCGAGCGCUCAAGACGCUCUGAAGAAGAUAAAGGAGCUCCUGAGCGAAAAUCCCGAGGGCCCAUUCGUAGAGGGUACCACUUUCAGCUACGCGGAUUGUCUGAUCGGAGGAGUUUGGCAGUGGCUGAGGGUUCCGAAUCCAGAAAUGUUUCAAAGGGUCAUGAGCUACGACGAAUUAUUCAGGAAGCACCAAGAGGCAUUGGCACCAUACCUCGAGCGCGAUGGCUAA
Messenger RNA from Trichoderma aggressivum f. europaeum, 738 nucleotides. RefSeq lists its product as uncharacterized. The coding region runs from base 1 to 738 and encodes 245 amino acids. Lineage: Eukaryota; Fungi; Ascomycota; Sordariomycetes; Hypocreales; Hypocreaceae. The record is from RefSeq and is a predicted model, not a curated record. The transcript is spliced from 2 exons.